AUGGCCGAUGCGGUGCGGGCGGCUAUUCAGGAUGCGUACGAGUGUGCUGUAAAAGAGGACAACGGUGCAUCCUUGGAAGCGGCACACGGCGGUGGGUUUUUGCCCGAGGACGAGGGCGUAGCACUAGACAAUGCUGUCCCUGACAUCUCCGGCCUCCCGACAUACAAACUACGCGCGGCACUGAGCAAGCUUGGGCUUUCGCGGAGCAAGAAGAAUGCCGUGCAACAGCGUCUAUUUGCUUCUGCCGAGCCAGGGGAUGAAGGUCUUAUGAUACCAAGAGAUACGUUUGCGCGCGUCCUGGAAGUCGUGCUUUUGCACGAUACAAUUCCAAGCUUGCUGCCCGCAAACGGACAAGACGAGGAUGGGCUGACAGACUCGGAAGAGGAAGACGAAUUUCUUCCACAUCAAGAUACAAGCGACGAGGAGGCACAUGUACCUCGGCAAACAAGGCGCGGUAGAGGUGCACCGCAGAACGCGCGCAUGCCGAAUAGCGCGAUCUUGAAAACCAAAGCACGAUUCUUGUACCGAUUGCUACUGGAGCGCAUCCCACUUAAGCCAGGUGCGGCGCUCGAUUCCGCCACGAACGCGCGCACCGUGCGUGCCGAGAUCGAAGAAGAUGAGAUAUCUACGCGCAGGAUUGGGCUAUCCGAGCUGCGCUAUGCCGCUACGAGCCUGGGCGAAAAGCAAAGCACUACCGAGCGGCUCCGCCAAGCCGCAAGUCAGCGGUCUGGCGCCUCAAAUAAAUCCGUCCAUGCCACACCAGAUGGGGCGGGCAAGAGUAGCAAUAUAUCUUCAUCCAGCGGGACGAGUGAAGCUGAUCAAGCGCCAAAGCAAGAGGUAGAUGCUACGACGUUGUCUCCUACGUUUGCGGAAUCUACGACACCUCGCGAAGACAAGCGGCUAUCACAGUCGGCGCCCACCGCUUCGACCAACGUCUGGGAAAAUAGAAUGAAGCAGCGUCAGGCCCAGAUGCAGCGGCAGAAGACGCCGCUUGCGGAUUCUACCCCAAAUCUAGACGACAAGCCUGCCGAUGCGCCUGUGCUGGCUUGCGCGCAAUCCUCCGUGCUUCCCAUAAUCCCGUCCGACAAUGCGAGUGUCGAACUGGGAGGAGCAGAUGCCGGGACCAAUGAUGCGUGGAUUCAUCGCAUCCAAAUUCUUAAUGGAGGGCGCAACAUGGUGCCAUUUUGCCGCUCGCCGGAAUCUGCACGCCGCAUGCAGCACAAAAAGGGCGAUGCGCCUGCGGAAAAAAACAGCGACGCGACACACCACGCAGAGAAUGGCUUGCCUUUAUUAUCGCAUGGGUCACAGCCACAUUUAGUGAAUGCAUUCGGUAAUAUGUGCAUUGCAGGGACCAGCGUCGACGGCUCUUUUUCUCCUUUGCGCCAAUCGGAUCCGCACCGCAUGCCGGUCCCGCACUUUAUUACUGCCCCGCCGCCCGGUUAUAUGCCUGCGAUGCCGUACCAGGCUGGUAUGGAUAUGCAUGAGUGGCAACGUCGCGAUAAUCGGGCCUUACGGGCCGCAGGCCGUGGACGCGGUAAUCAAUUCGGCAUGCAACAGGAGCCAUCUACGCCACAGUUAGUCCAAAAAAUGCUGCCAUGCAUGUUUGUUCCAGGUUCGGGAAUGGUGCCCAUGCCCAAUGGGCCGCUAUCCAAUACUGUACACAGGGGCGACGAACGCACUGCACCAAGGGCGUCUCCCGAGGUAACACGCGCAUCGCGCUCCGACACGAGUCUCCCGCACUCCGAGUCGACCUCUUCUGACUCGAUGGGCAGCCCUCACGUGUCUGCUCCGUACAUUGGUACACCUGGCAUGAUGCCUCCAGGGUACGUCAUGCAGCCUAACAUGAUGCACUACCCGAUGCUACAAAGCUACGGCCAGAUGGACAUGGACCGAUCUCUUUUGCAGCAUCCCCACGGCGCUCGAAAUUUUGUGCCUUUACCCGCGCAGUCGUGCACGCUUGAUUCUCCCACACUCUUGCAGCAGCUUCUCCUUCAAAUUGAGUUUUACUUUUCCGAGUCGAAUUUGGAACUCGACUUCUUUCUGCGGCAGCAAAUGGACGCGGAAGGAUACGCAUCUUUUGAAACACUUGCCAAGUUUAAGCGUGUGCAAAUGAUUUUCAAUUCCGCGACUGUAGCAAGCCAGGAAAACGCACUGAGCAGUGCAGAUCAAGUUGCGCUGCUCCAACGUGCGGUGGCGCCGAGCACGGUCUUGCAAACCAGCGAGGACGAACAGCGUAUCCGACGGCGGUGCGGCUGGGAAAAGUAUGUGAUCCAUUGA
Molecule: messenger RNA, 2277 nt
Organism: Malassezia vespertilionis
Lineage: Eukaryota; Fungi; Basidiomycota; Malasseziomycetes; Malasseziales; Malasseziaceae
Exons: 2
Coding region: 1-2277 (758 amino acids)
Cellular component (GO): nucleus
Molecular function (GO): mRNA binding
Source: RefSeq, a predicted model, not a curated record